AGGGAAAAUUCAUAAUGUGGAAUGAGUAUUGGUAAUGUAGUUUUUAGUUGAUUUGUACGGAUCACCAGUUACAGCAAAAUGGAGGGAAUCUUUUUUCAGUUUUGACUUUUGAUUGGAUUUGGUCCCCAAAUCCACAGAGAGAUGAGAUGAGAUCUACUACUACUUCCCAAUAGUAUGUAUGUUGAAUUAUCCAAUAUCCAUCUCCAUCCUCCUCUUCGGAUCGAUUUGGUUGAGCCAAUAGUAAGUAAUUAUUAUCCAAUUUUCAAUCUAAAGCUUCAAUUUUGCACAAUUAUGAUUAUCCUAGUUACAAACCAUUUCCUUCAAUGCAAUAUCAAUUUUCUAAUCUGAAGAGUGAAGAUUGUAAAUUUAUUUAGAUUGUUGAGAUCGAUCGAUCGAUCUCCUCCCUACAUAAAUAUAAUAAUAGAUAGAUAGAGUGUGUAUUCUUUCUGUAAUGGGUGCGAAUCAGUCCGCACAAGUAGUCCAAGAAGAAGAUGAUGAUGAUGAUGCUGAUGAAAAUGUCGAGACAAGAGAAUUGAAUGAUGAUAACAGUUUGGUGAAGAAGGUUCUUGAACAAGAGCCGGAGAUGUUAACCUACCACGCCUCAGCAUCGCCACUCUCCCCUCAGCUCUCCUCAUUCGGCACCCCCAGACUUGGGCCCUCCUCCUCCAUCAAGGUCUGGGACCCUUACAAUGUUCUGGCUCCCCCACCACCACCUCAAUUCGUUGAUCGGACGGUUACGGAGGUGUUCUUGAUCAGUCACGGGGAAUGUCACAUCAAUCUAAGGCCGGAUUUGGUUGGCGGUCUGUGCCCCGAAGCUACCCUCACGCCAAUCGGGAAUAGACAAGCUAGGGCUUUGGCCGUCUUCCUUAAAUCGCAGGGGGUUCGCUUUCAUGCUGUCUAUACCUCGCCUUUGGAUCGGGCGCGAGCAACCGCAGUUUCAGUCUGUCAGGAGACAAAUUUUGCAGCGGAGCAUAUACAAUCCUCAGAUGCACUUGUGGAUAUGAGUAUGGGACAUUGGGAGGGCUGCCACCGGUCCAAAAUAUACACACCUGAAAUGUUGAGCUUUAUGGACAGACUGCAGCCUGAUUUUUUUGCACCGUCUGGGGAAUCAUUUAGGCAGGUAGAAUUCCGAAUGGUCCAGUUCUUGAAUGGAAUAGUUUUGGGACUGCCUGAGAAGUUGAGAUCAGAUUUCUCCUCGCCUCAAAAUGAGAUUCAAGGAUUUUCACACCACAAUUCUCACUCUCUUUCGAACUCAUUUCUUGAUCGAGAUGGGCCUUCCCUCCCAGCUCCACAUUGGGAUUUGCUUCAUAGGAACCGGCAAGGGAUUCAAAGGAAGAAAUCUGGAAAGAGCAGGCUACAGUUCGUGACAACUACAAGUGGAGAUCAUGAAGCUGAAGAUGAGAUGUCCCCUCAAGAAUUCAACAAUGAAAGCUCUUUUCGUGAUAUAAAUGUUAGGAGCUCCUCCUCUCUCAACUCUUCUUCUAUUUGUGUUUUCACUCACUCGGUACCGAUUAAGUGUCUUCUCACCGGCCUCCUUGGAUGCAGUCCUAUAAUGUCACAAAAGAUAUGCAUAGAAGAUUCUUCAGUAUCAGUGUUGCGACAUUCAUGGAAAUUGGGAUGGCAGAUUAAGAGAUUGAAUGAUACUGCACAUCUUAGACUUCUCUAGUCAGGAAAUAUGAGUACCACCUUUUGAAAAUAUUGGUGGAAAAUGAAUAGUUGAUGGUUGACUGAAACUGGCUUAUUAUAACAACCCGUGGAUUGAAAUUGUGCCUGCAACUGAAGGUUUCACAUGCUGUUCUGUUGAUGGUUUUGCUUCUUGUAACAUUACUAUAUUUAUUUCCAAGUUACCAACUCCGAAGAAAAAAGAAUCUGAUGUUGGAGUUGUGAUCUUGGUGUCACUGAUUCUUUUGAUUAUUGGCAUUAACAAGUGUUGUUGCUAUAGAGUGAGACAUAAACUUCCUGACUUGGGGGGAUAAUAAGCUGUUUUGCAUUACAGUAAUGUGAUUUUUUGUAAUACAAUGAGAAGGAAGCUCUGUCCUUGUCAGGUCUGCUAUUUUUAUGUACAAUUGGAAUAUAGAAAGCUUACAGGAUAUUUCAAAUGUCAGGCUGUAUUUAUCCUUUA
Messenger RNA from Cornus florida, 2122 nucleotides. RefSeq lists its product as uncharacterized. The transcript is spliced from 2 exons. NCBI's taxonomy places the organism in Eukaryota, Viridiplantae, Streptophyta, Magnoliopsida, Cornales, Cornaceae. Bases 452 to 1666 code for a protein of 404 amino acids. The record is from RefSeq and is a predicted model, not a curated record.